Molecule: messenger RNA, 2651 nt
Organism: Dromiciops gliroides (monito del monte)
Lineage: Eukaryota; Metazoa; Chordata; Mammalia; Microbiotheria; Microbiotheriidae
Gene: EFNA4
Product: ephrin A4
Exons: 5
Coding region: 1333-1989 (218 amino acids)
Biological process (GO): ephrin receptor signaling pathway; axon guidance
Cellular component (GO): plasma membrane
Molecular function (GO): ephrin receptor binding
Source: RefSeq, a predicted model, not a curated record
GGGGCUAGAUAUGGAGGGGUGGGAGUGGGCCCGGCGCUGCUUGACCUCAGCUGCAAUAAACUGAGACCUGGAAGCGCCUUCCUCCCUCCGAGCCUCUGUCUGCUCUGAGAAGCCUGGGCCCACCCCCUCAGCUGUCCAGGACUGGGGAACUUGGAGGUUCCUGUUCCGACCGCCAGAGGACGAUGCUGCCCGGGCCGGAGAAUGGCUCUGGGAGAAGGCGGGGGAAGGGUGGAAAGUAGCUGGGUUUCUUCGCUUGCCUACACCUGUCUGAGGUGGAAUUCGGACGCCAGGGUCGGCGAUCUGCCUCAACACAGCCUGUGUGGGCUUGAAGACUUGGACUGAUCCUAAAGCCCUUUCUCUGUUCCUCGUCAUUGUAUGAUCGGGAAUUAUAUCGCAAUAUUACUACUAACUAUGAUUGCCCCGAGGCUCUCACCAGGGGCUGUCAUGAUGCCCGGGUGAUGACCUAAGGUGCCUGCCACUGUUCCUGUCCGUCGACAUCCCCCAUCUAGAGGUCUUCGGAACUACAAGGGAGAGGCUAGUUGGGCCAGGGUUCUCUGAACCCUGGAGGCGGGGCGGGGCGGAGUGAGGCGGCUCCCACGGUCCCGGGGCAGCGCACCUGCCUCCCCCUUCCUCCCGCCCCUUCCCGAGGGCUCGUGAACAAAAGGUGCUUUGUACCGCACCGCUGACACCUCCUCAUUACACCAAAAUCGGGAUUGGGGCACACGCCCCCCCCCCCCUGCCCUGGGUAAAGGUGGUGGUGGGGAUAAAUCAGAUGCUACCUUGGGGUGUACUGGCUCCACCCGGGGCCCAGCAAAGAUGGGGGGGGUGUAAGUAAUGACAGAAGAGCUUGAAUUGGGACCCCAACAGAGUUGAAAGUCUUGAUUCUUGUUCCAUCCUUCUUUCCCCUCUCUCUUGGCAACUGGGGCGUGUCUACAGCCCCCCCCCCCCAACCCUAAGCAGUCCUACCCUGUGUGCCUCUCCAAGGAGCUGUAGCUGCCCCAGCGCUCACGGGCUCUCACUCACUCACACACACUCACACACACACACACACACCCCACGAAAUUGAAGCUCAGUCUUAGUUGGGGGCGUGUCUGGGGAAGCCUGCGGCUAGAAAAGGGUUAACCCGGAGUUGGUCGGCUUAGGUGGAGCCGCCUCCCCAUUGGUAGAAAGUUAUCCGGGGCGUGGCCUCUCAUUCUAUUCUGCCCCCCCACUCCUCCCCGUCAUCCCCCCUCCCCCUGUAUCCUCCCCCCAACCCCGGUCUACUUUGUACCUUCCUCACCCUGACUCCGGAGCCCGGCCAAGCCGAGCCGGGCCAGACCAGACCCGGGGGCGAUGCGGCUUCUGCCUCUGCUGCGGACAGUCCUGUGGGCCUCGCUCCUCGGGUCCCCGCUCCGGGGGGGGUCCGGCCUCCGCCACGCCGUCUAUUGGAACUCCAGUAACCCCAGGCUGCUUCGAGGAGACGCAGCAGUGGAGUUAGGCCUCAACGAUUAUCUGGACAUCUUCUGUCCCCACUAUGAUGGUCCAGGGCCACCUGAGGGCCCUGAGACUUUUGCUCUUUUCAUGGUGGACUUGGCUGGCUAUGAAACGUGCCAGGCUGGGGGCACAGGAGCCUUCAAGCGCUGGGAGUGCGCCCGCCCCUUUGCUCCCUUUGGCCCAGUCCGAUUUUCAGAGAAAAUUCAGCGCUUCACACCUUUCUCAUUGGGUUUUGAGUUCCUGCCAGGAGAAACCUACUAUUAUAUCUCUGUCCCAACCCCAGAAAGCUCUGGUCAGUGUCUGAGGCUGCAGGUGUCAGUAUGUUGCAAAGAAACCACUGAGAAGCCUACCACUGCACCCCCUUUUGUGCUGCGCCAAGGGAAUGGUGUCUCCAGGGAAUCCUUGGGUCCAGGUGGGGGUAGCACUCCGGCUUGGCAAGGAGGCCGGGCCCCAAGUCCUCUCUGCCUCCUCCUCUUGCUGCUGUUACCACUUCUUCGCCUCCUUCGGGGACUCUGAGCCUAGUCCUGACCCCACCCCACCCUUGGCCAUCACUCCCAAAUCUUGCCUCUCUGUGCAUGCCCCUGACCAGGGCCUUCAGCCUGUAGGCAUGGCUCCAGCUGCCUGGAAAGGAGUGAGGGGGGUCAGUGCUUGAGGGUUAGGGAGGUAUUGCAGGGUUCAAAGACUCCAGGACUGUGCUGUGGAGCCUUAGAGGAGUUGUCCCUUGGGAUCUGUGGGCAAUAGGGUCAGAGUUACCUAGGGCUAGCCCCACAAUUUCUGAGCAUAUGGACUGAUACCUGGACAAAUAUUGAGACUGGACCAAUUCUUGGAUUCACACUGAGGUGAAUGCUAUCACUCCCAACUGCCUUCAACUGGCCCUUCUCUCUUCAGACUGGAAUUUUUUUCUGGAAAAUAAACCAAACUCCAAUCCUGGAGAAAGGGGUCAUAAAAUACCUAGGACCCCUGGGAGCUUCAAGACUUCUACUAGUCUGGGAGUAAGGUGAUCCCCCCUCGCCUUGCUCAGCCAGCCCACUGAUCCUCGAAGUACUCCCCAGGACUCUGCCUUGUUCUCCACCUGAGAACUCUCUUGUGUCUUCUGGGAAGACGGACUUGAUGUGAGAUUGAUUUUCAUUUAUUUGUAUUUUUAUAAGUAUCUGGAUUCAACCUUCAAUAAACCACCU